CAAAACUAAUUUCAUAAUUGCGUGGCUCUCCCAUCCGAGACAGUUCCAGAUGCGGAAACCGGCGUGGAUGCCACUGAAAUAGUGCAUUUAAUUCUUUUUAGUGCAUAAUCCUGACAUGAAUUCAUCAUGAUGACGUAUUUUAUAUCACCAAGAUAUGGCAUGGGUAGUUUUAAAUUGGCUAAAUCAUUUUGUUUACUCAUAUUACUUCUCCAAAUCCUGACCUUCUGUUCGGCCUUUUCUGCGAUUCAUCCUUUGAGUCGCGUCGCCGAACUGCUGGGGGAGGAAACAGACAGAGUUGGCACCCGAUUCAGACGGACGAGCUCCAGUAUAGAUACAAAGUACUACCAUUCCUACAACGAUUUGAGCCACCUUCUUAGGUUGUAUUCUAAUGAUUACCCAUCAAUCACAAACUUGUCGAGCAUUGGGCAGAGUGUGCAAGGGAAAGAGUUAUGGGUGAUGCAAAUAACAGACAAUCCAGGAGUUGUUGAGAAUGAAGAGCCGUGGUUUAAAUAUGUUGGUAAUAUGCAUGGAAAUGAAGUCAUCGGACGACAGAUUCUCAUCUACCUCAUUGAGUACUUGCUCCUGAAUUAUGGAAAAGAUGAGAGAGUGACGAAAAUUGUGGAUGAAACCAACAUCUAUAUCAUGCCAACCAUGAAUCCCGAUGGAUUUCAUAUGGCUCAUGAAGGAGAAUGCAGUGGGCAAGGUCCUGCUUCAGGACGGGAAAAUGCAAAUGGAGUUGAUUUGAAUCGUAAUUUCCCAGACCAGUUCCACACCGACCCAGCAGAUAAAUGGAAGAAUCGUCAGAAGGAGACCAUGCUAAUGAUGAAAUGGAUUGAGAGCAAUCCGUUCGUGCUCUCGUCUAACUUGCACGGAGGAAGCCUUGUUGCCAGUUAUCCUUUCGAUGACACCCGGAAUCAUCGUCCAAAUCAGCCUGGGAGGUACAGCAAGUCUCCUGAUGAUGCACUCUUCAAGAAGUUGGCUACUGUGUAUUCCAACAAUCAUCGGGUGAUGCAUACUAAUCCUGGUUGUCCUCAUUACAGUGAGAGUUUUCCUGGAGGGAUUACCAAUGGAGCACAGUGGUAUGAUGUCCCAGGUGGGAUGCAAGAUUUCAACUAUAUGAACAGCAACUGUUUUGAGAUCACAAUUGAACUGUCCUGCUGCAAAUAUCCUCACGUUAGUCAACUUACACAGGAAUGGGAAGACAACAGACCAGCUCUUCUGGCAUAUAUGGAAAUGGUUCAUAUUGGUGUGAAAGGGUCUGUUUUGGAUAGUUUUGAUGGUUCUGGUAUAGAAGGAGCAACAAUCUCGGUCCAAGGUAUCAACCAUGAUGUUGUAUCGGUGCAGUAUGGUAACUACUGGAGGCUACUUCUACCAGAUACAUAUAAUAUCACCGUCAAGGCUGAAGGAUAUUUUAGUAUGUCUCGUGAUGUGGUGGUAACAGAGGGUGAAGUCACCAGAGUUGACUUCAGACUCAGAUCCAAAACAAGAUUCAUUGAGCCUGUCCCCAUCGUUCACCACACCCAAGAUUCUAUGAUUGAAGCUCUGACAGACUUUACAGAUCGCUACCCCAACAUUACACAUCUCUACUCCAUUGGAAACUCUGUGCAGGGUAGACAGAUCAUGGCCAUUGAGAUCUCAGAUCGUCCAGGUUUCCAUGAGCCAGGCGAGCCCGAGAUGAAGUUUGUUGCUGGUAUCCAUGGCAACGAGGUUGUAGGUGGAGAAAUGCUGAUGCUACUCAUCCAGUUCCUAUGCGAGAACUAUGAGACAUCGGACAAGGUCAGGUGGCUGGUGGACAACACAAGGAUCCAUCUGGUCCCAAGCAUGAACCCUGAUGGCAAAGCCAUAGCAUUUGAAGGUGACCAAGAAUCUAUCGUUGGUCGCAACAACCAUCGUAAUGUGGACCUCAAUCGUAACUUCCCCGACCGGUUCGGUCGUAGCGAGGGCACCAUACAACCAGAGACCAAGGCCAUCAUGGAUUGGACGAAGAAACACCCAUUUGUGAUCUCCGCAGGUCUUCAUGGAGGGUCUAUCGUGGCUAAUUACCCAUAUGAUAGUAAUAGCGAGAGCCGAGAAUCCAUGUACUCGGCAUCUCCGGAUGAUGCCAUGUUCAAGCAGCUAGCUCUAGCCUUUGCUAAUUCACAUGGAAUGAUGUAUAAGGGAUUCCCUUGCCCUGAUUCGUAUCCCAAUGAGAAAUUUGAGGGCGGUAUCACCAAUGGAGCAAAAUGGUACCUUGUUGAUGGUGGGAUGCAGGACUGGAACUAUGUAAACACCAAUACCAUGGAGAUAACAGUUGAGAUGAGCUGUGUAAAGUUUCCCCUCACUGCUGAUCUACCUCAAUAUUGGAGUGAUAAUAAAAUGUCUCUUCUUAGCUUCAUGCAUGAAGUUCAUAGAGGAAUACAUGGUUUUGUGUUAAACCGUGCAGGAAAGGGAAUAAGACGUGCACACAUCAUUGUAGAAGGCAUUGAUCACAAUGUGAGCACGGCAAAAUAUGGCGACUUCUGGCGACCUUUGACCCCUGGCUUCUACAACAUUACUGCACAUGCUGAAGGAUACGCACUGCAAACCCAAGAAGUGAUUGUCUACCCUGGUCCAGCGACCCAAGUCAACUUCACCUUGGUAACAGACGGGUCAGAUGCUGGUCAAUUGGACCUACCAUUGGAUGAAUGGGCAGCUCGAUAUGACUUCUCCAUCCCACAAAACUUCAGUGGAUACCACACCAACGAUGAUCUGGCAAGAGUUUUGCUGGAGUAUCAAGGGUCGUAUCCAGACAUCAUUGACCUUUCAACUUUGGGUCAAACAAGGUCAGGUGCCAGUAUCUGGAUGGUGGAGAUGGGAAAGUACAGGAACAUGGAUAAUGUGAUUGACAUGCCAAGAGUGGCCUUGAUUGGUGGUUUGAGAGGGGAGGAGCCUGUUGGCAGGGAGUUGCUAUGGCGAUUCAUCCAUCAUUUAGGAGAAGGUUACCAUGCCAAUGAUGACAGGGUUGUGAGACUCCUGAAUAGUACCCGUUUGACGAUCAUCCCAGCUAUUGACUAUGACGGCUUUGGCCUGGCUCAUGAGGGAGAUUGCACAGGCAGCAUGUAUGAGGGAGACUUUACUCCAAAUAGCUUUGGACCCGAUGGGGAACUGUUAUCUCAGAGACCGGAAUUAGUUGCACUUCAUGAUCUGUUCUUGGAGCAUAAUUUCAGUUUGGUGCUUUCCAUUGAAUCCAGUGGCAUGUGGGUCAGGUACCCUUAUGACAACCCUAACUCUGAUCAUGGAUCAACCACUGAGGACAACAUGCUGUUCUUUGAAAUAGCUAAUGCAUAUGCAUCAGCCAAUUCCAUUCUAAGCGGAGGGGUGAAGUGCAAUGGGCAUACCUAUGGUGCUGGGGUAGUGAAUGGGGCCGAUUGGAAAAACACAAGGAAUACACUCCAGGACUUCUUAUAUACUCAGAAAAGUGAAUUCAUGGUAACUGCUCAGAUAUCAUGUUGCAAGUAUCCUGACCAUAUGGAGCUUGAGAACCUAUGGAGGACCAAUCUAGAAUCACUCCUGAAAUUCACUGAAAAAUCACACCAAGGUAUUCGUGGUAAGAUCCAAACUGCUGAUGGAACCCCAUUGCCCUCUGCUGUCAUUCACCACGGAGACCAUACACACGUCCUCAUCCCUGAUGGGGACGGGAUGUUCCGACGUAUGAUGCCUACCGGAGUACAUGGCGUUACCGCAUCAGCACCAGGCUACAUGCCUCUUACUAAAGAUGUCCAUGUAACUAUGAAUACAGUCAGUGAAGUUAUAUUUGUAAUGGAGAAAGAACCAGGAAUGACAUACCAUCAUUAUAAUGAUACAACAGAGAUGUUGAAAAAUCUUACUGCAUCUUAUCCUCACCUAACACAUUUGAAAAGCAUUGGUGUUAGUGUUGAAGGGAGACCAUUGCAAGUCUUGGAGCUAAGCAACAAACCUGGCAGUCAUCAGCCAGGAAGGCCAGAGGUCAAAUUCAUUGGCAGUAUCCAUGGCAACGAACCAGUUGGGAGAGAGCUUGUAUUGUCCCUAGCUAACUAUCUACUGAUGAGCUAUGGAAAAGAUGAUGCAAUUACAAAGCUCCUAGAUACAACUCACAUCCAUAUCCUCCCCACCAUGAACCCUGAUGGCUCAGAGAAGACUAAAGCACUACAAGGAACAUGCUUUGGAGAUGAAGGAAAAACAAAUGCAAAUGGAAUCAACUUAGAAAAUGAUUACCAGGUGAAUGUGAUGAACGCAUCAAUUGACGUCCAACCAGAGACCAGAGCUGUUACUGAUUGGCUGAGCAGUCGACCUUUCACCCUUGGUGUUUCACUCUUUGGUGGGACAGUGGUGGCUCGCUAUCCUUAUAACUCUCAGAAAGGGGGAGGCAAUAUGAUUCAAACAGCAGAUGACCAACUCUUCCAGCAUCUUGCCAAGGCAUAUGCUAAUAAGCAUCCCACGAUGCACCUUGGUAACCCACAGUGUCCUGGAAAUGCAGAGGAGUCUUAUCCCAAUGGUAUUGUAAAUGGUGCUGAAUGGAAUGCUCAAGAUAAUAAUAUUCAGGAUUUCACCUAUGACUUCCUUGGUUGCUUAGACCUGUCAAUCCAUACAUGCUGCUGUCUGUAUCCCAAGGCAUCAGAACUCCAGGACCUUUGGAAGGCACAUAGACCAGCCCUGAUAGAGACCAUUAAACAGGCACAUCGUGGAAUCCAGGGCUUUGUUACCACAACUCAAAACAAACCAUUAGAGGGCGCUACAAUAACCAUCAGUGGUAUCCAUAGGAACCAUGUGAUGACAUCACAGCAUGGUGACUUCUGGCUUCUCCUUCCUGAUGGUCAGUAUUCUAUUACAGCCAGUGCUGAAGGUCACUCCAGUGAGGUCAUCCCUGCGGAGGUCAAUGGUCAGGAGGUGUUGGUUCUAAAGUUCAAGCUUCCAGAGAAGAGCACCAUCAUGGGUUUCCCAAUCUACCUCUUCUUAGGAAUGAUUGCUUUGAGCUUUGCUGUUGUGCUUCUCACUGUGGUGUGUAUCUCCCGAUGCUGUUGUACAAAGGCCCAGAGAGCAAGACGAACAAGAGGUUUCUACCAGCUAGAUCAAAGCAGAAUGUUUGCAGAAGAAUACCAUGAUGAGUUUGCGCUAAAAACAAUCAGAAACGGUGACAAAAAGUCUCUCAUUAAAAAUAUGGAAUUCCAUGAUUUUUCAGACACAGAUAGCGAAGAUGAUGAAACUUUCAGAAGGUGAUAGUAACUCUAACCACUCCCUAAUUUGUUUUAAGUACUCUUUGAUUUCACAAGUGGGUUAUAAUUCUGACUACAAAUGUGUA
Molecule: messenger RNA, 5296 nt
Organism: Lytechinus variegatus (green sea urchin)
Lineage: Eukaryota; Metazoa; Echinodermata; Echinoidea; Temnopleuroida; Toxopneustidae
Gene: cpd
Product: carboxypeptidase D-like
Exons: 25
Coding region: 127-5214 (1695 amino acids)
Biological process (GO): proteolysis
Molecular function (GO): metallocarboxypeptidase activity; zinc ion binding
Source: RefSeq, a predicted model, not a curated record